AAUCUAUUCGGCUUCGCUCGAAGGAUUAUUGGAGGAAGAAAGACUAACCUGUUUGUUUUACUGCACUGAAUUAUUUUUUUGCUCCAUAAGAGAUCAUGCUGGAAUUAUUUCUUGUAAUUGAUAUUACAAAUCUAUUCAAUGACAGUGAUAUAUGGCGGAUUUUGAACAGAGAGCGUCCAUUCGGAAAAGGAACUAACAAUGACUGUGUUAACCUAACAAUAAUCUGUGUUUCCCUAAAUCGACGUAGAAGAAGGUGGAAAACAGCAAAAUGUGAAAGAAGGUGGAAAAGAAGAUGAAAAAGAGUAACUAUAUGUCCAAGGACACUGCCCGGUUCUAAGGGAAAGGCGGCCCUACUAGACCUCUUCCCCUGACCACCCCGCGCUAAACCCGCCACGCCGCAGACCACGAUCGCCUUCCGCAUUGCUUUGGAAAGCGAAAUCGAAAGCGGCGCAAAACUGGACCUUCCUCCCACCCAGGCGAGCUCCGCCACUGCGGAGGCUGGAUUUUCCACUCGGCCCUCCUCCUCUCCUCCUCCUCCUCCGCCCGGCUUUUCCCGUUCCAGCAAGGGAGCCAAGCGCUCAGCCUGCCCAGGUACCGAGCGUGGCGGCCGGAGGGAGCCAGCGCGCUCACCUGUUGCUCGCCUCCUCAUUCUCGCGGGGAUCCUUUUUACCGUGCGCGUGACAGGAUUAGAGGGGAGGCAACUCUCCCUUGGCCCGGUCAGCUAUAGGGAAGAGGGAAGGUGAGAAGAGAAGAGGACCAGUGGGGCAAACGCAUUCGCGCUCCCGAGUGAACCACCAAAUGUUCCCAUUACUAGUGUGGGAGAAGCUCAGUGGAAUAUAUUUGUCCUUGGAGAGGAAGGUGAAUCGGCUAGGAAAUUCCCUUUUCAAGUUUGCAAUGAGCUCAGGACCCUUCUUCCUUGCUUUGCAAUGUAGAAUAAGAGGAAGAGAACAUACAGUAAUGGAGUAUAUGAGUACUGGUAGCGAAAAUAAGGAAGAAAUUGACUUACUGCUGACAGAUUUAAAUAUGUCGGAAGUAAUUGACAUCAUGGAGAACCUUUAUCCCAAAGGUGACCUGACAAUUUACAAAGACAGCCUCAUUGCUCUGCAUCCGGAAAAGAACAAAAAUGAGGAACGGACCGAAUCUUUGCUGUUCAGCCGAAGAGAAGUUUCUUUGCUUUCCUGUGUCAAGUAUGGGACUGUGGACGAUCUCCUUGCAUUUGCCAAUCAGGUGUCAAACACUGCAAAGCAAAUAUGCCAGCACAGGAGACAAGAAUCUGGAAUCAUAUUAAACAUGAUCAAACCCAAAAAUGGGCGUUAUAAGAUUGACUCAGAUGUGCUUCUAUUUCCUUGGAAGCUAACUUACCGAAAUAUUGGGACUGAUUUCAUUCCACGGGGUGCUUUUGGGAAAGUAUAUUUGGCACAAGAUACAGAAACCAAAAAGCGGAUGGCUUGCAAGCUGGUCCCAGUGGAGCAGUUCAAGCCAUCAGAUGUUGAAAUCCAAGCUUGUUUUCGCCAUGAAAAUAUUGCUGAACUUUAUGGAGCUGUCUUAUGGGAUGAGACAAUCCAUCUCUUUAUGGAGGCAGGAGAAGGAGGCUCUGUCCUAGAAAAGAUAGAAAGUUGUGGGCCUUUGAGAGAAUUUGAAGUCAUCUGGCUGGCAAAACAUAUUCUCAAAGGACUUGAGUUUCUUCACUCAAAGAGAGUUAUUCAUCAGGAUAUCAAACCAAGCAACAUUGUUUUCAUGUCUACCAAAGCUGUUUUAGUGGAUUUUGGGCUUAGUGUUCAAAUGACAGAAGAUGUUUACUAUCCCAAAGAACUUCGAGGAACAGAGAUUUACAUGAGUCCAGAAGUGAUUCUCUGCCGAGGCCACAAUACAAAAGCUGACAUCUACAGCCUAGGAACAACCAUCAUCCACAUGCAAACUGGCAUUCCACCAUGGGUCAGUCGAUAUCCUCGUGCAGCCUAUCCCUCCUAUCUCUACAUAAUCCAUAAACAGGCUCCGCCACUUGAGGACAUUGCUGAGGAUUGCAGUGCUAAUAUGAGACAAUUAUUGGAAGCUGCUCUUGAAAGGAAUCCCAACCAGAGACUUUCGGCUACAGAAUUGCUCAAACAUGAAGCCUUGCACCCAUCACGGGAGGAACAGCCUCGGUGUCAGAGUUUGGACUCAGCUCUUUUUGCACGAAAGAAGUUGCUGGAGAAAAAUGAGUCGGAACUCUCUGAGAAUAUUUCAGAUUCUUCAAGUCUUGGGAUUACUGAGGAAUCGGAUUUGCUCAGGAGACAGCGUUCAUUAUAUAUAGACCUUGGAGCAUUAGCUGGCUACUUUAAUAUUGUCCGGGGACCAACAGCAUUAGAUUAUGACUAGAUUUGAGGAUCUCUCAUGUGGAAUUGAACAGGAAUACUAUAUAUAUAGAAGGAUAGGAGAGAGAGAAAAGCUUUAAUUGGCUGUGCUUGGAUUCUUUGAACUCUUAACAAUGUUUAAUGAAUGUACUGUACUGGAUGAAUUCCGUUGCUACUUCUAAUCACUCCCCCAUCCCAGUGCUCUGGUAACUGAUUUUUAAUACGGUUACACUGAUUGGUUUGCUUUGAUUAUCAAGUGAAAUAAUCAUCUCCUUUUUAAAUAAUAUUUUGAGACUUUUUUGUCAUACUUCCUAACUCUCAGUGCUGUUGCAAUGACCUCCUUUUUUCAGACUGAGGGUGUGGCAAAUUUAAGAAUUCUGUACAUAAGCUAAGAACAUUUCCAAGAGAACAAGACUGAAUUCAACAUCACCUAGUUUCCUAAUUAAUAUGUAUUGUUUAAUUCAUGUAUAUCUACUGGUUUGAGGAAGAAAACCCCUAUUGUGACUUGCACCUCCUGUUUAAAUUUUUAAUUAUCAAGCUGCUAGACAGAGAAUUGUCAAAAUGCCUGUUCCCCAUGCUGGCUGCAAAUAUUUUCUAUCAAAAUAGUUCUUUGGCAUGAAUGGGAACUAUGCCAAUUCUUGAGAUAAAUUCUGUCAUGUGAAUGUAAAUUACACAAAGACUUAGUAACUGUAAUCAUAGGCUAUUUGAAUGUUAAUACAUUGUAUAAUGCUCAUGAGGGUGAGCUUAAUUUAAUUUAAGAACUAUGUGUUAAAAAUAGACAUGUAGUUAGGUGUUAUGAUUGUUUUAUUUCCUAUGGGAAAAAUACCUCCUUUUGUUUUUGAAGAUUUGAGUACAUUUAAAACAGUGUUUUGAAUGAUAGUAAAACUGGUUCAAGAACAAAGCUUUGUACAUCCUGUGGGAUGAAUAUAUCAACUUUUAUAAAACAGUUUAGUAGUUUAUUAAGCUAUUUUUUAAGAGGCAUACUAUGUAUGUUAUAAAUAGAGUGAUUAAUAACAUCAUGGUUUAGAUUUUAUAUUUAAAUGUCUUUGUAUGUAAAAUGCAUUUGUAUAAAUUUCUUGAAGUCCUAAUUCCUGAAUCAGCUAUUGUAAAAAAUAAUAAAUUUCUAUUAAACAUAUUUACUGUGAAAGUGAUAUGAAA
Molecule: messenger RNA, 3491 nt
Organism: Crotalus tigris (Tiger rattlesnake)
Lineage: Eukaryota; Metazoa; Chordata; Lepidosauria; Squamata; Viperidae
Gene: MAP3K8
Product: mitogen-activated protein kinase kinase kinase 8
Exons: 10
Coding region: 799-2358 (519 amino acids)
Biological process (GO): protein phosphorylation
Molecular function (GO): protein kinase activity; ATP binding
Source: RefSeq, a predicted model, not a curated record